GUGAGUUUCUCCGCUCCUGUUCAUUGUUGUUAUUUUAUUAUUUACAUGUGAUUUUCAUCUUUGGGGCGGCGCGAUCAAGUGAGUGACAUCACGGCCGGCGAUGCCAACAGAUGGCUGCUCUGAGGAGCCUCACCAUGGUUAUAGGGGCGGCGGUGGCGGCUUUGGGUUCGGUUCUGUUCAUUGCAUGGAGCCGUUACUUCCCAGUCCAGAGGAGAAGGAGGCGGUGCCUGGCGUGCAGCCCAGCCACAGAGCAGGUUAAAUAUCUGGAUAGGCAGAUAUUAGUACUGGGUUUGGAUGGAGCUGGCAAAAGCAGCAUUAUUCAUGCCAUUAGCACCAAUACCACUAGGUCCAGUUCUGCACCAACUCAUGGAUUUAACUCUGCCCAGAUUAUCCACCAAGGACUGCGGAUUGAAUUACUGGAAGUUGGAGGCAGCCAGAAUCUUCGCACAUACUGGAGCCAAUAUCUGAAGAAUGCCAACGUUAUAGUCUUUGUAGUGGACUCAACAGACAACAAGCGCCUCCACCUUGCUAGGCAAGAACUGCACCGGCUUCUUCAUGAAGCGCCAGAUCUUCCCCUUAUGGUUCUGGCAAAUAAGCAGGAUCAGAAUACUGCACUUUGCCUUCCUGAAAUUCACUCAGAACUGUCACUGCACCGGAUUACUGGCGAAAGAGAGGUAACCUUGCUGGGAACUAGUGCUGUAUCAGAUGGAGCUGGCCACAGCACCAGACUACAGACUGUGAAGACAUUGUUAGAGGAAAGACUACAUAGACCGAAAGGGCCAGCACAGAAUGGUGCCAAUCAUCCACAAGCCACCCAGUGCCACACAUCUCUUCAAAAUGAUGGUUAAUAUGUGUGUCACAGACAUCUACAAAUGUUUACAGUGACAGUUACCAUCCUCUUACUGCUCAGGUUUUCGGGCAAUCUAUUCCUGUUGCAGGCGCAGACAAAUACGACUGUGAGAAGAUGGUCUGACAGACUAUAUGCCAAAAGCUGGACACUUGUUAGUGACACAGUUUACACUUAGUGUGUGCUGGCCCACACACUGCUUCAGGGUUCUAAUAAAAAUAAAUCACCGCUGUUCAUAAAUAAGCUAUAAAUGAUGAGGGAAAGAAAAUUUGUAAAAAUUAUAUAUAAUUAUAUAUAAUAAAAUGACUAAGUUGGUGCUAA
Molecule: messenger RNA, 1168 nt
Organism: Xenopus tropicalis (tropical clawed frog)
Lineage: Eukaryota; Metazoa; Chordata; Amphibia; Anura; Pipidae
Gene: arl10
Product: ARF like GTPase 10
Molecular function (GO): GTP binding; GTPase activity
Source: RefSeq, marked provisional